Molecule: messenger RNA, 3661 nt
Organism: Cydia strobilella
Lineage: Eukaryota; Metazoa; Arthropoda; Insecta; Lepidoptera; Tortricidae
Exons: 6
Coding region: 205-1098 (297 amino acids)
Molecular function (GO): oxidoreductase activity
Source: RefSeq, a predicted model, not a curated record
GUCAGAAGUCAGUCAAGCAAGUCAGUGAAUGCACUCAAAACAAAAAGUAAAUAUUUUUGUAUCUUGUAUGACGCGCGCAGCUUUCUACGUGUACAUGUAUUGUUGAUUCCUGUAUACCUACUACGAGUAUUAUACUGCCCGAUUUCAUAAUUACUAGGCCGCCAGAACCUCGAAAUCGUAGAAGGAGCCGAAUAUAUUCACCAGAUGGAGCUAGUCAGCCAGAAAAAAGUGAUAUUAAAUAAUGGUGUCGAAAUGCCACUUGUUGGAUUUGGUACUUUUCGAAUACGGUCUGCGGACGUCAUACGGAGUGUUGUUGAGAGUGCUCUUGCUGCUGGUUACAGACUUUUUGACACUGCUACAGUAUAUGGCAAUGAGAAACACCUAGGGGAUGCUCUCCGGUUGCUGCUACCAAAAUUUGCUUUGACACGCCAAGAUAUUUUUAUAACUACCAAGCUAUCACCAAGAGAUGCUCACACUAAAGACAUUAUAAAGGAAGCUUGCCGUAAGUCACUAGCCAGUUUAGGAUUUGAAACAAUUGACUUGUAUUUGAUUCACUUUCCGGGCAUGGCGAAUUUGAGUUCAGCUGAUACUCAGAAUAUAAAAUUACGCUCUCAAGCCUGGGAAGCUCUGGUCGAAUGCUACAACGAAGGACUAGUUAGAUCCAUAGGUGUCUCAAAUUAUACUAUUAGACAUCUCCAGGAAUUACAAGUCUGUAAUUUUGGAGUGGUCCCUGCCGUAAAUCAGGUCGAGUGUCACCCAUACUUUCCACAAAAAGAUCUGCUACAAUAUUGCCAUGGAACUGGCAUCGCGCUACAAGCUUAUUGCUCGCUUGGAGGCACCUCCUCAGGUACAGCUACACUACUCCAUGAUCCUGUGGUUAUCAAUGCUGCCCAAAAACUAGGCGUCAGUAGCGGGCAACUCCUGUUAGCCUGGGCUACGCAGCAAGGAAUAAGCGUCAUUCCAAAAUCAACUCACGCGGAACGCAUCAAAGAGAAUAUAUCUCUUAAUUUUAAAAUACCCGAUGAAUAUAUUAAAGCCUUAGAUAAACUUGGGGCCAAUAACACAAAAUAUGCUUGGGAUCCAUCAACUGUUGCUUAACUUAACAAUCAACAAAUCGCUAGAUCUUAAUGCCAGCCGCUUAUCUACAUAUUACGAUUUACAGACAACUUGACUAUGAUGUUACAGUCAUAAUAAUAGUUGUAGUUGUAUGCGCUGUUUACUUAAAAGGAGGUAUUCUUUUACGCUCUCCGUCCUCAUCUUACCGCUUUUCCGAUUUAUGGCUUCUUAGAUUAUGUUGUGGGUUCCACAUAACUCGGCCACGACAACGAAAAAAUAAAGUAUUGAUAUUCGAAUGUUUUGAAUGUGAAAUAAACAUAGGCACCAAAUAUAAUGACCACCAAAAAAUACUCUGGUACCCUAAAUAAAGAAAUCGCUUUCACCAAAAAAAAUACUAAACACCAAAAAAAUAAGGUCUAAAAUUACAAAACUACCACCUGUUUAAAUCACGACUGCACCUCAAAUUGUAUUUAAACACCAAAAAUCAUGAAUGCUCGCCAAAUAUAAUUAAUGAUCACCAAAUCUUGAAGAGCAAAUUAAUGCGAUAUUUUCACUUAAAUAAACCACUAUGAUUACCAAAACAUGUAUAUAGGUAUAUAUUACCAAAUAAAGUAAAAUGAUGCCAAAAUUACUAGCCCCUCCCGCUCAAUCCCCCGUAUACCGCAUCGCACGCGCCGCGCUCGCUUGACCCAAUCCUCAAUUCAGUCACGCGCCACGCUUACAGAAAAGAAAUGCUACUAGAGAAGUGGGUAAGGUUAGGCUAGAACUGCGAUCGUCACAGAAACGAAAUGCUACCAGAUAAGUGGGUUAGGUUAGGUUAGAACUGCGACCCUUACAGAAACGAAAUGCUACUAUAAAAGUGGGUUAGGUAAGGUUAGAACUGCGAUCCUCACAGAACCGAACUGCUAUCAGAUAAGUGGGUUAGGUUAGGUUAGAACUGGGAUCCUCACAGAAUCGAACUGCUACCAGAUAAAUGGAUUAGGUUAGAACUGUGACCCUUACAGAAACGAAGUGCUACAAGAAAAGUGGGUUAGGUUAGGUUAGAACUGCGACCCUUACAGAAACGAAAUGCUACUAGAAAAAAGUGACGAAGUGGAUUAAUUAAUUUAAUGGAAUAACAAGAUGAUAAAUAUUUGCACAUUUUUAACCGACUUCAAGUAAUUUGCUUUAAUAGGAUAGCAAAAUUAAAAAAAUUGGUUAUAAUUUCACAUUAAAAUGGAAGUCUAAUUUUGGUAAUCAUUUACUAUUUUUGGGUUUACAAUGAUUAGUUUGGAGUCAUUUGCUUUAAUAGGAUAACAAGAUUAAAAAAAUUGGUUAUAAUUUCACAUUAAAAUGGAGUUCUAAGUUUGGUGAUCGUUUACAAUUUUUGGGUUAAAAAUGAUUAUUUUCGUGUUAUUUGUUUUAAAAGGAUAAAAAUAUGGUACAAAUUUGGGAAUCAUUUCUCAUUAAAUAGGAGUUCUUAUUUUGGUGAUCAUUCAUUAUUUUUGGUGGUAAAACGAAUUUUUUGGUGUUAAAUUUUACUAAAUCUGGGGAUCUGUUAAAUACAUGCUAUAAACAUAUAAGGGUAGAAGUAAUAUUAUGACAUUUAAGUCAAUAACAAGUCAAUCGUUGUCCAUAUUUUCGUCAUUGUCUGUGCUGCCUGUGGAAGCAAUCAAAAACAUAAAAUAAGUGGUUACGAAUAUUAAAAAUUUGACUAAAUUAUACUCAAAGUAGAGGCAAGUCAACUUUAAAUCUUGACGCGUUAGUUUAAUUGCAAUUAUAAAAUAAGGCGAAAGAAAAUCAGGUACGUAACAUGUGAUUGAAAAUUGCGUGUCGUUGAGUAACGCAAGUUAGGCAAAAAAAAUAUUUUUUUUUUACUUUCUACUGCUAUUUUGGACAAGUAAAAUUAUAUUUAACUAUUUAUGUUGCCAUUCUCGACUUUAUUUCUCAGCAAAAGUAUUAUUUUUACGUAAUACAUGACUUGAGAUCCUUGCAAAGCGAGUUACGCUGACUCGAGUUACUGCAACUGUAUGUAUUUAAUAGCCGCAAUGUCUCUAUCAGCGGCCGAAAGGACAAAAAGACGAAGACAGAAGCUGAAAGAUGAAGGGAAGUACGAGGAAUAUAAGGAAAAACAUAGGCGUACCUGCCAAAAAACAUAGGCGUACCUGCCAAAAAAGCAUAGGCGUACCUGCCAAAAAAACGGGCGUAAAAAGAAGAAGUUGCUAGAUGAGUAUCCUCGAAAAAAAGUUCAAUUGAUACAGGAAGAAAGAGAGAAAACUAGAAAAAAAGUUCAAAAACACAUCAAAAAAAAAAAAACAUAUUAUAUAUGCCACCGAAACGGACUGUGAAGAUGGCAAUAUCACACUUGCUCAAUUAAAAAAAUAGCCUUUAUACUAUAUAGUAUACCUAAUUCCAUGCAUAAUUUUUAAAAAUGAUUUAUUUGUUUCCUAGGAAUAAUAUAAAUUAUCAAUAAUAUUCUGGCAAGUCGCAAGUAACGCAAGUUGGAAUCGACGUACCGCGAGUUUAUAGUUUAAUUCUUUUCUAUUUCUAAUAUUUUAUAGUUUAAUUCAAUAAAUGUAUAUCUUUCAUUUAAUUUGGUUAAAUAUUAAAGAAGUUUGACUAUUUA